UUGCUAAUGAUGUUAAUCCUAUUGAAAAUAACAUUCCUAAUAAUAUUAAUAAUAUUAAAAAUAUUUCUAAUAGCAUUGCUAUUCAACUUUUGAAUAUUACUAAUAUUUUUCUUGAAUAUGAAAAAAUUUCUGAACAUAAAAUUCUUCAUCA
This is a messenger RNA of Racocetra persica, 151 nucleotides long. Lineage: Eukaryota; Fungi; Glomeromycota; Glomeromycetes; Diversisporales; Gigasporaceae. The record is from the annotation of a GenBank genome assembly.